AUGGAUGUGAAAAGAAACAUUACCAUGGUGACUGAUUUCAUUCUUUUGGGAUUUUUAGAGUGUCCCCAGCUGCAGGCUGUCCUCUUUGCGUUGUUUCUGGGGACCUACCUGGUGACCCUGGCUGGAAACCUGGGCCUCAUUGUCCUGAUCAGAAUGUUCUCACAUCUCCACACCCCCAUGUACUUCUUCCUUAGUAACCUGUCCUUUGUUGAUGUCUCAUACACCUCCUCCAUAGCUCCCAAGAUGCUCUACGAUUUCUUUAGGGAGCGGAAGUCCAUCUCCUUCGUAGGCUGUGCUACCCAGCUUUUCUUCUUUAUCGGCAUGGGAAGUAGUGAGUGCUGUCUCCUGGCUGCCAUGGCAUAUGACAGAUAUGCUGCAAUCUCCAGCCCUCUACUCUAUCCAUCCCUCAUGUCGCCCACCAUCUGUGUGGGGAUGGUCAUCACAGCAUAUGCAGGAGGGUUCCUCACUGGUUUGGUGGAAACCAGCUCCAUAUUCCAGCUUCGUUUCUGUGGGUCUCCGGUUAUUAACCAUUUUUUCUGUGACUUGCCACCCCUAACGUCUUUGUCUUGCUCUAGUACUUUUAUCAGCCAGGUAGUGAACUUCCUGGUUGUGUGUGGAGUUGGUGGGGCAUCAGCCCUGGUUGUCUUCGUCUCCUAUGGCUACAUCAUCGCUGCCGUCAUGAAGAUUCAUUCAACCCAUGGGCAGAUGAAGGCUUUCAACACCUGUGCCUCUCAUCUGACUACGGUGGUUCUCUUCUAUGGCUCUGGUCUCUUCUCAUACCUCCACUCCAAGGCUGGCUACUCACAGGACAAAGAUAAGGUGGUGUCCGUGUUCUAUGGGGCAGUGAUCCCCAUGUUGAACCCUAUCAUCUACAGCCUGAGGAACAAGGAGAUCAAAGAAGCACUGAAGAAACUCAAGGAGAGGAAGAAGCAGGUGUCCUGUCUGUGCUAUAUAGUUACUUAG
Molecule: messenger RNA, 963 nt
Organism: Meriones unguiculatus (Mongolian gerbil)
Lineage: Eukaryota; Metazoa; Chordata; Mammalia; Rodentia; Muridae
Product: olfactory receptor 5A1-like
Exons: 1
Coding region: 1-963 (320 amino acids)
Biological process (GO): sensory perception of smell; G protein-coupled receptor signaling pathway
Cellular component (GO): membrane
Molecular function (GO): G protein-coupled receptor activity; olfactory receptor activity; odorant binding
Source: RefSeq, a predicted model, not a curated record